CAACCGAUUGGGGAAAAACAAGUGGGGUCACAUACUCCAGAAUUAUUGCCAAGGGAAAACCAUGUCCUCCAUCUCUACAGAACAAAUACCAACUCACAUAUCAUAAUAAUGCUGCACAUCAAUCGAGAGUUUCUAACUUUAUCUGAUCAGAAAUGUCCGGAGAUCAAAACGAGCCUGCAAGCACAACGUACAAUCAAAUCUCUAUUCUUUUGAUGAUACCCAAUAUGGGCUCCUCCCAAACUUCUUCAUCAUUUCGUCUUGGAUCUAAAGUAAAGCACCAUUAUUGAUGACUGCCCUUUCCCUCAUCCCUUCACCUCUGUAAAGUUUCUGAGGUGCCCAGCAAUCUCAGCCCACUCUUGGCAAAAACCCAGGUAUCCUCUCUCUCUCUCUCUCUCUCUCUCUCUUGGAAUCAGUUGGGUUUACCUGCAUUGACUUCAAAUUUCCAAAAAAAAAAAAAAAUGACUCCAGAUUUCAAAAGCAUUGCUACAAUGCUCAAGCAAAUUCUGGGAAAACUCCCAAAGAAGUCAUCAAAAUCCGAUGCACCAGAUUCGGAUGGGGGCAAUUCUGGGAACAAUACAAUCCACUUGGGCACAUUUACCAAUAGUUGCAAUGUUGUUUCAACGCGAUUGAAUGUUGUUAAACGAAUGUCUUCAGUAAUUUUCCCAUCGAACAACACUGCUGGAGCGGAAAUGGUGGAGCCCCACGUUUCAUUCAACGACGCUCCCAACACGGAGAAGCAGAACCUUUUUGUUAGCAAGUUAAACCUGUGUUGUUCAGUUCAUGACUUCAGCAACUUUGAUAAAAACUGUGAGGAAAAAGAUCUUAAGCGUCAAGCGCUGGUAGAACUGGUUGAUUUUGUUUCCUCUGGAUCUGCAAAAUUUACUGAACCGGCAAUAGCUUCAACAUGUAAAAUGUGUGCAACAAAUCUGUUUAGGGAUUUUCCAUCAAAAUGCCGGUCUUAUUCAAGUCGUGGUGAAACCGAAGAUGAUGAACCAAUGUUUGAUCCGGCUUGGUCGCAUUUACAACUUGUUUACGACCUACUAUUUCGAUUCAUAAGCUAUAGUUCCCUUGAUGUAAAAGUAGCAAAAAGAUAUUUAGACGAUGCUUUUAUUCUAAAAUUACUUAACCUGUUUGACUCAGAGGACCCAAGAGAAAGAGAUUGUUUGAAAACAAUUCUUCAUCGGGUUUAUGGGAAGUUCAUGGUUCACAGACCUUUCAUUCGAAAGGCUGUGAGCAAUAUUAUUUACCGUUUCGUUUUUGAAACGGAGCGUCACAAUGGCAUUGCAGAGUUGUUGGAGAUUUUUGGGAGUGUAAUUACAGGGUUUGCUGUACCAUUGAAGGAGGAGCACAAGAUGUUCCUAUGGAGGGCUCUGAUUCCUCUGCACAAACCGAAAUCUGUGGGUGCUUAUCAUCAGCAAUUGACAUACUGUGUCAUGCAGUUUGUGGAUAAGGAGCCAAGGUUGGCUAGUACAGUGGUCAAUGGAUUGUUGAAAUACUGGCCAGUGACAAGUAGCCAGAAAGAGUUGAUGUUCUUAAGUGAGUUGGAAGAGCUUUUGGAGAAAAUCAACAUGGCGGAGUUUGAAAAGAUCAUGGUCCCAUUGUUCCGCCGUGUGGCAUGCUGCCUCAAUAGCUCCCAUUUCCAGGUGGCUGAAAGAGCGCACUUCUUGUGGAACAACGACGAAAUCCUCAAUUUCAUCAUGCACAACCGGCAAGUGAUUUUGCCACUUGUCUUCCCAGCUCUACAUCGCAACACCCAAAACCACUGGAACCAAGCGGUGCUCAACCUCACACAAAAUGUGAGGAAAAUGUUUUGCGAGAUAGAUGAAGAGCUCGUGCUGGCCUGUCAAAGCAAGUUUGAGGAGGAAAAUUCUAAGUCGAUCAUUGUGGCCGAGAGGCGGCGAUUGACAUGGGAGCGUUUGGAAACUGCCGCUGCUUUUCAACCUGUUGCUUGUGUUGUUGCAUGUUAAUGGCUUGACCGGAGGAUUUGCAUUUGGGUUUUUUUCUCAAUGUUAUUUUUAAAUGCAUUCGGGAAAUUGAGAAUAGGGUAAAAGAUUGUAGCCUGUAUUGUAAUAUAUGAAAUGGGUUUCUGUUCAACAACCAAAAAGAAAAGAAUGGUGUCUUGAAUAUGAGUAUAUUUGAGAAAGCCUAUCAGGGUUGUGUUUGAUGUGUGGGGUUAGAUAGAAGCUGGUUUGAGCAGUGCUGCUGCUGCUGAUUUGGAAGUUCUUUGUAUUGGGCUUUCAUUGGGUAAAAAUAGCCCUUUUUGGGGGCAAUUUGUUGUA
This is a messenger RNA of Rhododendron vialii, 2279 nucleotides long. RefSeq names its product serine/threonine protein phosphatase 2A 57 kDa regulatory subunit B' kappa isoform-like. The record is from RefSeq and is a predicted model, not a curated record. Gene Ontology annotation, cellular component: protein phosphatase type 2A complex. The transcript has 3 exons. Gene Ontology annotation, biological process: signal transduction. The coding region runs from base 459 to 1967 and encodes 502 amino acids. Gene Ontology annotation, molecular function: protein phosphatase regulator activity. NCBI's taxonomy places the organism in Eukaryota, Viridiplantae, Streptophyta, Magnoliopsida, Ericales, Ericaceae.